Messenger RNA from Xiphophorus hellerii (green swordtail), 5573 nucleotides. RefSeq names its product casein kinase 1, gamma 1 (gene csnk1g1). The transcript has 14 exons. Gene Ontology annotation, molecular function: ATP binding; protein serine/threonine kinase activity. The coding region runs from base 416 to 1816 and encodes 466 amino acids. The record is from RefSeq and is a predicted model, not a curated record. Gene Ontology annotation, biological process: protein phosphorylation. Lineage: Eukaryota; Metazoa; Chordata; Actinopteri; Cyprinodontiformes; Poeciliidae.
UGUGUUGGAACCUUUUCACGGCAGACGAAGAAUGGAGAGAGUCGCUAACGGCUGUUAGCGUGAAAACCUCAGCGGCAAGGAGAGCGCAGGAAAGCCUCACAUGAAUCUCCCCCAGCGCUCGGUUACAUUGGACCUGAGCGGAACACGGGCGGACCCCUGGUCGUGUGGAUUUACCCCCGUGAAGGUGUCUACCUUCCUUGUGUGACAGAUGUCGAGGCCUAGCAACUGAUCGAGCUGAGAGGGCGAGGUCGGGGAGGCCCGCGGGUUGACGGCUCCAGCUUCUGGCCCAUGAGAGCGACUGUGCCAUCCAGGUGCCACCAGUAACCAGGGCUGUGGCUGCUGCGGUGGGCACGGCCCAGGAGGCCUUUUUUCGUGCGUCACUCGAGGCUCCCGCCGACCAGUGCUGCGGCACGCCAUGGAUCAACAAAGAGAGAAAUAUGGCGAGCGGACGACUAGAAGCACCAAAGCUAACCAGGGAAACCGGAGCGGACACCGACCGUCCGGCUCCUCGAACACCUCCGGCGUUCUCAUGGUGGGACCUAAUUUUCGCGUGGGGAAGAAGAUCGGUUGUGGAAACUUUGGGGAACUGAAGCUCGGUAAAAAUCUCUACACAAAUGAGUAUGUAGCCAUUAAACUGGAACCAGUGAAGUCGAGGGCCCCACAGCUACAUUUGGAGUACCGGUUCUAUAAAAGUCUCGGGACCACAGCAGAGGGAGUACCGCAGGUGUUCUACUUCGGCCCCUGUGGGAAGUACAACGCCAUGGUUAUGGAGCUGCUAGGGCCGAGUCUAGAGGAUCUCUUUGACCUUUGCGACAGGACCUUUUCACUGAAGACUGUCUUGAUGAUUGCAAUUCAGCUGAUUUCUCGAAUGGAGUAUGUGCACUCUAAAAAUCUCAUCUACAGAGAUGUCAAGCCUGAAAACUUUCUCAUCGGAAGGCAAGGGAAUAAAAAGGAGCAUAUCAUCCACAUCAUUGACUUUGGCCUAGCCAAAGAGUACAUCGACCCCGAGACCAAAAAACACAUUCCAUACCGGGAGCAUAAGAGCCUGACUGGUACUGCCAGAUACAUGUCCAUUAACACACACUUAGGCAAAGAGCAAAGCAGACGAGAUGACCUGGAGGCUUUAGGGCACAUGUUCAUGUAUUUUCUGCGUGGGAGUUUACCUUGGCAAGGACUAAAGGCUGACACAUUGAAAGAAAGAUACCAGAAGAUUGGUGAUACAAAACGAAACACUCCUAUUGAAGUCCUCUGUGAGAAUUUUCCAGAGGAAAUGGCCACCUAUUUGCGGUAUGUAAGGCGGUUAGACUUCUUCGAAAAGCCUGACUACGAAUAUCUGAGGACUCUAUUUACUGAGCUGUUUGAGAGAAAAGGAUACACGUUUGACUAUACUUACGACUGGGUUGGGAGGCAGAUACCCACGCCGGUGGGAUCUGUCCAUAUAGACUCUGGUGCCUCUGCGGUAACAAGAGAGAGCCAUCCUCACAGAGACCGGCCCUCGCAGCACGCGCCGGUUCGAAAUCAGACGGCAGGCUCAGACCGACGAGGAGCAUGGGAGGUGCAGCCCACGCGGCAAGCAAACUCUUUCUAUUUGACCUCCCACCUGGCAGCGGACAGGCACGGGGGCUCAGUACAGGUGGUCAGCUCAACCAACGGCGAGCUGAACGCAGACGACCCUCUGGCUCAGUCCAACACCCCGAUUACACCUCAGGCAGAUGUGGAAGUGGUCGACGAGCCCAACUGCGUGAAAAUGCUCAACCUGUGGUGCUGCUGUUUCUUCAGGCGAAAACGGAAGAAGAACACGCCGCGGCACAAAUGAUGAGUCGGGGACCGGAAGCGAAUCGUUCCUCGUGUCCGCUUAAGAGUCGAUUGUGAUUUCAGAAACCUGGAUGGUCCCACUCAGAAUAAAAGAGGGAGUCAACUGAAAGAUUCUGAUUGAAUUGUUCUCGGCCAGGACCGCUUUGACGGGGGAAAAAAGAAAGUAAAACACACACAAAAAAAAAAAACAAACAAACCGUGGUUUGUGGAGAUGUACAGGAAACAUGUCUUACGAUGGGAGUUUUUUUAUUUCCCCCCCCCCCACUCCUCUUAAGUUAUGUGGGAUGUUUUACACGUCAGACGGUCCAAGAAUUGUUUUGGUUUUGUUUUUUUUCUCCAUGACAGCCAAAAAUGUUUUUCUCUCAUCAUUGUUGCCAUAUUUCUUUCUUUCUUUUUUUUUUUGCUAAAGUCUCGUGUGUUGUUGUUUUUUCUUUUUUUGAGAGAGAGAGAGAGAGAGGAAGAGACAGGAUCUUCCUGUGGAAUCUCGCCUCCAUCGCACCGUCAGGUCCUAUUGUUUCGACGCGAUUCAUCUCGCCACGCCUCUUCGUUAGUUUGCCGACUUGUUCGCUUUUUUUUUUUUUUACCUUUUCUGGAUCAUUUCUCGAUGCAGGACAAGCAGCUGAAUACACAAAGGCGAAAAGGAGCAUUGGCAGUCUUUCCGGCUCUCGCAGGACGUCCCGUCGUUGAACCGAAACACACUACAGUCCCUCUUUUUACUGUUGGCGAUAAUGAGCAGCGGCCUGAUGUUUCUACAUGAGGCUUGAAGGGGGGAAAAAGAAAAAAAACAAACAAACAAAAAAAAAUAAUGCUAUUUAUCACUCUGUUGCUACUACUUUUCCUACACACUGCAUACACACUGAAUGUAUUGACAGAUGAGUGAAAUGACUGGAGCAUUUCUAUUAUCUCUCCAGUGCAUGGGAAGGAAGUCGCAGUUAAGAAGUUUAACAAAAUUAGUUUAUUUUUUUUUGUUGUUGUUGUUAAAAAGGAGAAGAAAAAAAAACUGACCAAAAACUGAGUUCAGUUCAGAUUAGGAAGGGUCUCCUGGACUUUGUGACCACAACAACAAUCAGACGACGCCACCCUGGAAGGACAGUAUGCUCUGGAGAGUCACCGCCUCUAAAAACCGCUCUGUCCAAUGCCUUAACCUCCAUCCACCAAACCCGACUGACCGCCGCUUUGGAUAGCAAGUUAACAGCAUGGUCGUGAGAUUUAAAAAAAAACAAACUUUUUAUGUUUGGUUUGUGGGUGUGUGUGUGUGUGUGUGGGGGUGUGUGUGUGUGUGUGUGAUUUCCAAAUGAUUAAACCCAAAGCAAGAGACUGUUUCGCAGCCAUUAAAGGCCGGCCACGGCUUUUCUCUUCUUACCACGGAAAUGUAUUUCCCACCGAAAAGGAAAAAAACAAACAAACAAAAACAAAGCCAAAACUGAAGGCGCUCCCCUCCCACCAACGCCACCACCGCCCCUGUGCUGCAAAGAGAUGUUUCGACGUCGGGGCCGCCGCUUGAACCGCGGCUCCUCUCCACCGCGGCUGAGACGGACAGAAGCUCGGCGGCGGAGGAAAUGCCUUGAAACAAAAUCUCACCUUGCCUAUCAUAACAGGAAAAAAAAAAAAAAAAACAGAAUUUCAUUUGUUUUCAUUCUAUGCUAAUGUGAAUUCUGUCUAAUGCAAUUAUAUUUUUUGUUGUUUUCAUUCCAGUUAGCCAUGGUUUUUAUAGGGAAAGUGAUGGGGGGGCACGGGGGCAAACAAAACAAAGCUUGAUUAUUACUGCACUACAUUUGUUUGACCCCAGGCUUUCCCAGAGGAGACCCUGCCUUCUUAAAAAACAAAACAAACAAAAAAAAAAAUCCACUUUGAACGUGCUUAUUACUUUAAUUGUAGCUGCCUGGUGUGCUGGUUGGGGAGGCGCAUCCUUAGUUUUGGUGCCACGGCCACCCUCCACUCAGCCCUCCGUUCCCUCCGCACACAGACAUGUCAGUGUAAGAUGAAGCGACACUCGGUGGAGUGUCCGCUUCAGCGUUUCGUGGACCUGCUCCACUAGAAUGUUGUAGAUGAGUCCGUAUGUAAACCUGCUUCCUAGUUGUAUUUACACUGUACAGCCUGGUUUUUUUUUUUGUUUUGUUUUUUUUUAAGCUCCGCUCCUUUCAACCCGGCGCGCGACUUUCUCCGGGGAGCCUAAGUUAUUGUGUUAUCGAAAGUACUUGAAUAUGUAAAUCUAUAGGAACACUUUUAUUUGUUUGUUUUUCUUUUCUUUAUUUCCUCUUCUUUUUUAUUUUUUGCUUCCUUUGUUCCCUGUAACUCCACGUAAAGGAUUUAAUGGGGAAACGAUGGGAGAAGAAGCUAUUUGAAUGACCGAUUAUUCAUUUAUUCGAUCUGAGGUCAGGUCGUCCGCGGCAGCUGGAUCCGUGUCGCUCCAGCUUCCUGUGCUAAAAAGAGUUCCGUUUAUCCGAGAUGGAGUAAUCCAGAUUAUUUAGCCUUCUCCACUCCCAGCCCUGGAUUCCCCCGCCGAGUGCCAUUUCCGAGACUACUACUACUACUAUUACUUCUACUAGCCCAUGCCUUUUCCUGUGCCAGGAAAAUAUCAAGAUGAAUGUUUUCCUUUUUCACUCCACCCCGUGUCCCCUAUCGUUUCUUUUUUUUCUUCCUUCUGCAGGCAGCUCGGUGCCAUACCAGGCGGCGUUUUUAACGACUCGUCCCGUCUUAAAAGUCCAAAAAGGAAGGGGGCCAAACCCACCGCCUUGUGGACCCACGCUUACAUUUCCCUGCUGAGUUUGUGACGCAGCAUCUAGUUCUAUAGCUUCUGGCUGAGCUGGUAUAUAUAGCUAUAUUACUCUGGAUUUGUCUUAAAGCGCCACACUCAUUGUGAGCUGUAUCUGCUGCAUGGCGAGCUGUCUCUUUAUCUUAAUGUUGGAUCCGCGAGACGAUGCAGCUUCCGCUCCUCGCGACCUUUUGUGUCUUUUAUUUCCCCUUUUUUUUUCCUUUUUUUUUUUUUUUUGCUACACAUUCCAGUUCUUUUCCGACUGUUCAUGUCAGUCACGGUUUAUGGCUUUCGUGUGUAUUUGUGUACGUGUGUAAAUCAAAUCAAAGCAAAUGAGCGCAUGAAUGAUCUUUUUUUUGGGGGUGGGGGGGGGUUCUCUGGCACUUUCCUCCCCCCCCCCCCCGCCCCUCGUUGCUGUACUGUAGGGUUGUUUGAUUUACUGUACCUUGUUUUUUUUAGGGAGAGGUGAUAUGUACUGCAAUAUUGUGCUGAUUAUUUGAACUGUAAAUUGUACAGAGCCUCACAAUUGUAGUCUUUGUUGGGGAAUUUCAAUUUAAAAAAUGAUUUCUGAUUUCUUUUUCUCAGACUGUGGAAAAUCAAAUUGUACAGCUCCAAGAAUCUAUCUUUCCCUCUGCGUUUUUUUUUCUGUUUUUUUUUUUUAGAGCUGUGAUUAAGAAAAAUCCUUAAUCUGUAAAUAAAUAAUAUUGUGUUGAAAUAUGAAUGUCACUUCAAAAAAAUGUAUUUGAAUGAGUUAGUCAAGGGCUUCAAGUUUGAAGGACCCACCAUUUCUUUUUAAUGAUUUCAUAUAUUUAAGUUGCAGAAAGGUAAAUGGCCUUUUUAUCUGAGAUGACUGUUUUUUUUUCCUUUGUUUUUCUCGGAUUCAUAUGAAAUGGUGUCUCACACAUGAACCUCCUAAAAAUCACUUUUUUAUUCCCUCCACACCUAAAGGGAAUCUCCAAUUUGCACCCUUUUUAUGUAAAAUAAAAGAUCUGUCCACCUUUUU